AUGUCAUCUUCUUUCACCUGCUUCUUCUUGCUUCUUCUUUUGGCCUUUUACUGCGUUUUAGCUUCAUCGGCAAACUCGGCUAAUAACUAUGCUCAUAGCAGUGGUGGUGAUGAAGAUAAGAAAUAUAGUUCACCGCCGUCAGAAGGUGACAGCGAUAAGGAAUACAAUUCAUGGCCUGAAGGUGGCGGCGAUAAUGGUGAUGGUGGUGAUGAUGAUGAUUUCACCCUGGAGGCACCGAACUUGGAUGAAAUCACUCUGGAUAAUCUCCUAUCCUUUGGUCACUAUCGCAAGACUUGUGCAGAGUUUGAAUCCAUUGUGCAUCGGAAAGUGAAUGAAUGGGUUAAGAAGGAUCGGACACUUGGCGCCAGUCUCAUGAGGUUGCAUUUCCAUGAUUGCUUUGUGAGGGGAUGUGAUGCCUCUAUUCUCUUAAACCAUGAAACGAGUGAAAGGAGAGCAAAUGCGAGCAAGACAUUGAGAGGUUUUGAAGUGAUAGAUGACAUCAAGGCGGAGCUGGAGAAGAAAUGUCCCAAAACGGUGUCGUGUGCUGACAUUUUGACCGCUGCAACAAGAGACGCCACCGUAGCUUUGGGUGGCCCGUAUUGGGUGCUGCCCUAUGGCCGGAAAGAUGGACGGAUUUCAAUCGCCGAGGAGGCUGAGACGGUACCGAUGGGUCGUGAAGACACUACUUCUUUGCUUGAAUUGUUCCAAUCUAAGGGUUUGAACGUGCUUGACUUGGUCGUUCUCUCAGGAGCUCAUACCGUUGGGAGGGCAUCUUGUGGCUCCAUACAAGAUAGGAUUUUCAACUACAAGGGAACUGGAAAAGCAGACCCAUCCAUGGAUCCAAAGUACGUUGACUUCUUACAAAGAAAGUGCAGAUGGGCAUCAGAAUAUGUUCAUCUUGAUGCUACCACACCAACAACAUUCGACCCUGUCUACUACCUUAAUCUCAAGAAGAACAUGGCACUCUUGUCCUCAGAUCAAAUGUUGCACGCUGAUUCAAGAACCUCACCUUUAGUUUCGGCUUUGGUCGGCACAGACCCGUCGCCUUUUAACCACCAGUUUGCUGUCUCCAUGGCAAAGCUUGGCAAUGUUGGUGUGCUUACUGAUGAUGAUGAUGGACAAAUCAGAACAAACUGUAAUUCUGUCAAUGCUUACUGA
Messenger RNA from Neltuma alba, 1158 nucleotides. Its product is annotated as peroxidase 7. The coding region runs from base 1 to 1158 and encodes 385 amino acids. Lineage: Eukaryota; Viridiplantae; Streptophyta; Magnoliopsida; Fabales; Fabaceae. Gene Ontology annotation, molecular function: heme binding; peroxidase activity. Gene Ontology annotation, biological process: hydrogen peroxide catabolic process; response to oxidative stress. The transcript has 3 exons. The record is from RefSeq and is a predicted model, not a curated record.